Molecule: messenger RNA, 1578 nt
Organism: Mesorhabditis spiculigera
Lineage: Eukaryota; Metazoa; Nematoda; Chromadorea; Rhabditida; Rhabditidae
Source: the annotation of a GenBank genome assembly
AUGGCCACCUAUUACCAGCAACGCGCCAGCGCCGGUUUGAUCAUCAGCGAAGGCACCCAGAUCGAGCCGCGCGGCAAGGGCUAUGCCUGGACGCCGGGGAUCUACAGCCAGGCGCAGAUCGACGGCUGGCGCACGGUUACCGACGCCGUGCACGCUGAAGGCGGAGUGAUAUUCGCCCAGUUGUGGCACGUCGGCCGGGUGUCCCACACCGACCUGCAACCGGACAACGCAGCGCCCAUCGCGCCGUCGGCGAUCCAGGCCCAGAAGGUCAAGGCCUUCAUCGAAACCGCUCCGGGUACCGGCACGCUGGUUGAGCCGUCCCUGCCACGGGAACUGAGCGUGACGGAAAUCAAAGCGCUGGUGGAGCCUAUGCCCAGGCGGCACGCAACGCGCUCAGCGCCGGUUUCGACGGCGUUGAAAUUCACUCGGCCAACGGCUACCUGGUCAACCAGUUCAUCUCCGCCCACGCCAACCAGCGCACGGAUGAAUACGGCGGUUCGCUGCACAACCGCCUGCGUUUCCCUGCGCGAAGUCGUACAGGCCGUCAGCGCCGUGGUUGGCCCUGAUCGUGUUGGCGUCCGGUUUACGCCGCUAUUCACCAGCACUGACGAAGACCGCGUGUACAUCGGCUUCGUCGAAGAAGAUCCGCAUCCAGACCUUACAUCGAAGCCAUCAAGGUGCUGGAAGGGCCGGUAUCGCGCUACCUGUCGAUUGCCCGCGACCGACUGGCCGAACGCUCGGACCUGCCAGAAGCGUUUCGCCGUGAGGUCAGAAGCACCUUCAGCGGCAAAGUCAUGUAUGCCGGCCUGUACACCCGCCGAAGCGCGGCGCGCCUGUGGACGCGGGCCUGGCCGACCUGAUUGCCCGUUCGGCCGCCCGCUUUAUCGCCAACCCCGAUCUGCCCCGGCGCAUCGCCGGGGCUGGCAUUGGGUGCCUGGACCACCUGUAUGGCGGUGGCGAGCAAAGCUUCACCGAAUUACCCGCUUGCAAGUGGCAGGCUGCUCGCCUCCCGGGGCGCCGGUGGCGAUUGCUGCACGCCGCCAGGACAAACUGGAAGCGGUGGUGGCGGAAUCACCUCGCAAGGUCCGCAUCGCCAGAAGGCCUGUGCCGCUCCGACGUCGCAAAAGCAACGGUGACAGCAGUGAAGCUGCGGUUGUCGCCGAACUUCGGCAGAACCCGACAGUUGCGCUGCUCUGGCAUUGCUGCUCUGCCGCCUUCUCUAGCUGGGAGAGCCGCAUCAUCACACCUGAGUUCGGUGGCCGGGGUCAAGUCGUGUUUACCCGGCAGCGGUUUAUUCGAGCCGCGGUCGCCGUCAGCGCCAUUUCGAAGGCUUGCGCGGAAGUCGGCGAAGGUCCGGUCGACCUCGAUCGCCCCCGACGCGUAGACAGCGACCUCAAACACAGCACCUCCAGGCACCGCCACGGACCUUACGGUAUUGGACUUCUACAACUAAGCCAUUCCCGCGGCGUCGGUUGGGCAUGCCAUCGCCUUGCCAUCCGACAGCCGGACGACGUGGACAUCAACGAGAUUGUGCCGUCCAGCCCGGCAAGUGUUUUAAGGGAGGGUCGAUGCGAGCAA